AUGGUGACCAGUCCUCGUGGGACCCUGAUGAUGACCAGUCCUCGUGGGACCCUGAUGGUGACCAGUCCUCGUGGGACCCUGAUGAUGACCAGUCCUCGUGGGACCCCCGCUAGUGACCAGUCCUCGUGGGACCCUGAUGGUGACCAGUCCUCGUGGGACCCUGAUGAUGACCAGUCCUCGUGGGACCCUGAUGGUGACCAGUCCUCGUGGGACCCUGAUGGUGACCAGUCCUCGUGGGACCCUGAUGAUGACCAGUCCUCGUGGGACCCUGAUGGUGACCAGUCCUCGUGGGACCCUGAUGGUGACCAGUCCUCGUGGGACCCUGAUGGUGACCAGUCCUCGUGGGACCCCGCUAGUGACCAGUCCUCGUGGGACCCCGCUAGUGAUCAGUCCUCGUAG
This is a messenger RNA of Procambarus clarkii (red swamp crayfish), 399 nucleotides long. The record is from RefSeq and is a predicted model, not a curated record. NCBI's taxonomy places the organism in Eukaryota, Metazoa, Arthropoda, Malacostraca, Decapoda, Cambaridae.